GCCGGCUGCGGAGGGAAACGCUUCGCUCUCCGCGCUCCGGGACCGGCGCCUGCCGCGGUGCGGAUGUGUAUGGACGAAUCCUCGUGAAAACAGCUCCCGACGGUUUCCCCCUCCAAAAAAAAAAAAAUACAAACCCAAACAAACCACCCACUUGGAUAAUUAAAACGGUUUUUGGCAGUGUCCAGUGUUGCUAAGGGUGAUUUAAUUCCUACUUCCAGUACAAUUCCCAGAGGCAGCUCUUCCGAGGUGAUUCCAAACACAGGAGAUGAACAUGGAGCACUUGGUGAUGCUCAGGAAGUAAAGAAGCAAGGACCAAAGCCUGCUGGAGGGAGAUGUGCCAAAGGAGUCACAGCCAGCACACAGCAGCUUGUACAGUAGAGAACGUGAAGGUAACUGCUACRGGUAAAGAUCAUCUUUAAAAGGGAACAUGGAUUUGAUAAACUCAACUGAACAAAACAGUACCUCAGAAGAACCUUUCAAAUGGGCGACAUCCAAGAUUCUCAUUUCCAUUACCCUGUCUGUGCUUGCUCUAAUGACAACGGCCAUCAAUUCUCUCGUGAUGACUGCAAUAAUUGUGACAAGAAAGCUCCACCACCCUGCCAACUAUCUAAUCUGCUCUCUUGCAGUGACUGACUUCCUUGUGGCAGUGCUGGUGAUGCCCUUCAGCAUUGUCUACAUUGUAAAGGAGACCUGGAUCAUGGGGCAGGUGGUGUGUGACAUUUGGCUGAGCGUGGACAUCACAUGCUGCACUUGCUCCAUCCUGCAUCUCUCCGCCAUUGCUUUGGACCGGUACAGGGCAAUCACGGAUGCUGUGGAAUAUGCCCGGAAAAGGACACCUAAGCAUGCUGGCAUCAUGAUAGCUGUUGUGUGGAUCAUAUCCAUUUUUAUCUCCAUGCCUCCUUUGUUUUGGAGGCACCAGACAACCAGCAGGGAGGACGAAUGCAUCAUCAAACACGACCACAUUGUUUCCACCAUUUACUCCACCUUCGGCGCCUUCUACAUCCCACUGGCCCUGAUCCUGAUCCUCUACUACAAGAUCUACAAAGCAGCAAAGACAUUUCACAGRAGAAGCGUCAGCCGCAUCGUGAGGGAGGAGGGGGUGAACGGACAAGUCCUUUUGGACGCAGGGGAGAGAAGCACCAAAUCAACCUCAAUGCCCAGCACAGCAGAGAAGACCUCAGAUGCACUGGUGAACUCCGAUAAAAUCAACAUCACCCUACGAAGCCCCAGGUCUGAAUCCAAGCAUGAGAAAUCCUGGAAAARACAGAGAAUCUCGAGCACAAGAGAGAGAAAGGCAGCAACUACACUGGGAUUGAUCUUGGGGGCAUUUGUGAUCUGCUGGCUCCCAUUUUUUGUAAAAGAAGUAGUUGUUAAUACCUGUGAAACAUGUCACAUCUCAGAAGACAUGUCUAAUUUCCUAGCAUGGCUGGGAUAUAUAAACUCCCUUGUUAACCCUUUAAUCUACACAAUCUUUAAUGAAGAUUUCAAGAAAGCCUUCCAGAAGCUUGUACGGUGUGGGCAAUACCUUUAAGAGCUUUUGUUCCUAUGAGGAGAACAUAAUCAUUGYUUUUUAACCUGUAUAAAUUUAUAUAACAGAGAUGACAUUUAUUGAAUUUAAGGCAAAGCACCAGGACUCUCCAGCAUUUACAUUAUAAUGACUUUUUUUGUAUAGGUAACAUUGGGAACUUAAUUGCCCAAGUUUUAAAGAGAUGGAUCAUCUGGGAUUGGUUUUGCUCUAGAAAAAGAGAUGGCAUAUUGUGGCUGUGAUUCAGUUGGGAUUUGCUCAGCUGCCUUGCUUGAAGCAUAGGAUAUUACCUUAAAUAUGAAGGAAAUACACACUUGAAGUAGACAAAGAAACAAAAYUCUUUAAAAAGUAACUCUCAGUCAUCAAUGAAAUGUUAAAUAAAACAGCACACACAUUUUAAAUCCUACUGAUAUAAGGUAGAAAAUACACCAUGGAAUGACAACAUGAUUUUUAAGUCUGGCACAGGCCUGCAGCAUAGAGCCAAGCCAUUCCCAGCCAAGGGUAGUAGCUUUAAAUGUAUCUACCAUCAUCCUCUGUCCAUCAGCUGAGUGAGCUGCAGCCCUGCCUUGUCACACAGAUGGACUUCCCCGUGUUACACAGCGCCCCAGCAGCAGGCAAGGGGCUCUCAGUUCCAUAGCAAGCCAGUGUUGGAAGCCCUCUGCCAUUGCACACCCACAGCAGAUKUGAGCAUAACCCCAAUGGAAACAGCCAAACACCCAGAGCACCUCCAGUGAGAUGGGUACACAGAGUGCCCAAUGCUCUGAGACACCGCUUCCAUGGGCASUGGGGAGGAAAAGCUCAUAAAGAGCAGCUGUUUCUCCUUGUGGAGAUGUUAGAAGGGAGAGAAGCACAAGACACUUCUUUCUCCMUGUCCUCACUCCUAGCUGACACACCUGGCCAGGCAGAGCCUGUGACUUGCUGCAUCAAACCCAGCCACACAGCUCAUGGCAGGGCCGAGCAUUGCGAAUGGAGGGUGGCUUAGUGGGAUUUGAACUGGGGCUGACAGCUCCAGCUCAGCAUGUUCAGCCCUCCAUCCCCAGAAGCCUGAUGCCCCCGAGCCUUUUCUGGACUACCCCAAGCAGUAGGGCAAUGCUCCCUCUUUCCAAGCACGUGAGAAAGCCCCACAGCACUGGCAGCGUGGGUCUCUGGAAAGGGCUGUGCAGCACCUUCUGCAGCAAGGCAGAGGGAGUGACCUCAGUAUGCYCUGCACACCUGGGCAGGGGAUCCUGGGGGAUGCUCACUGGGAAGCUCACCUUAGUGAGCUCCUCCUUCCCCCUGAGCAUCCAUCCACAUCCCCRUUCCCAACAGAGCUAAAAAGGCCUUACAAGAACUCCAGCCAGUCCUGACCAACUUACUCAGUCAAAGAUAACCUCAAUGAACAAAUCCCUUCCAAGGCCUCAGAGAUGACACCUUGGCCAAUCCUGAUUCACAUGCUCUAGAUGCCAAGCCACAGUCCUCACCUCAAAACCAGCAGUGCAAAUUUCCCAAGAGCCAAGGGUUUGAACAGAGCAGUGGGCAUUUGCCCCGUAUGCAGAGGAGUUGUUAAGACCCACACCAGAGCCCAGGGACAGGUUUUGCACUUUUCAAGACAAACAGAUCCAGGCUCUGUCACAAAGAGCCCAGCUUCAAAUCAGUGGUGUUCAGUGCUGGCUCACAGGAACAGGGACUUGAGGCUUCUUACAGGGACUACAAACCCCUCUUUGCAGCAAUCUCCUGCAAAGUUGCUCCAGUUUGGCACCUGGGCCAGCAGCUUAGGAACACCACAAAGGAACUAAGACAUGAGACCACCAUGCUCACCCUUAGCUGAAGAAAGGUGUCACUGGCCCUUACAGUUGUUCUUCCAAGAGACUUUCAGUGAGGUGCAUUAGACAAAAAAAAMCCACCAGAAAAAAAGGCAUCACUGUCAUUUCUCUCUCCCCUUCUCCCUCCCCUGUAUUACAAACUCUGGAGUUUGUAAUAAUUUUUGUACUUUGCCUGCAGGCUACCAGCUGACACAACAGCUGUCAAAAGGGUUCCCUGCAAGAUGACGAGUUUUGAAACUUGAGAUAUUGAACUAAUUUGUUUCUGUCAAUGGCAYCUUACUGUAUUCUGCUUUCACCUCAAGGGCCAAAUGAAAUGCUUUUCAAAAUUACUAGAAACUAUGCAUUUGCUUUACUGUUGACUUUAACAGCCAGGAAUUUAAUGGAAAGCUCUCUUGUCAUACCAUGGAGCUCUAGCACAGCAGUGGCACAGCUAAAUUUUGAAGAUGCUGGGAUGCGACAGAGUGGGAUUGGCUCAUGCUCAGUGCAAGCCAGCACACUUUAUUACCAUUGCAGUCAGAGCACAGCUUCUGCAGCCCCUGUGACCUCAGCAAUGGCUGCAUUAUGCUGAGAAAAAAUUGCUCUAAGCAUCAGCUGUGCUCUGCUGUCUCCAGAAAGAGCCAUGAAAUUUAGCUUUCUAAAAAGAUUAGCAGCUUAGCAGAAGGCAGCAAAGAAAACCCCUCUUAAACAUUCAGUCAUGAAUAUCUGUUUCCCACAUUUCCUGUGUCAUAGCAUUGGGUAUCUGGAGGAACCCAUUCCUCUCCCCCUGCCUCUCCCUUUAUGGCUGCUGGAGUACAGACGAUACUGUUUAUCCUCUUACUCGUGUAAGAUGUUUGACAAUAUCUCAUGAAAUCAAAUUGGAAGGAAAAAUAGGGGCUGCUUUUCAGRAGAAAAGAUACUUUAAACACACAUUUAAAUAAUAAUGGGUGAAGCUCAAAGAAGGGAACCAUAUGUAGAUAAACAGAAAAUAGCUGUCAUUUAUGCAAUGUUAACAGUAUUAUACUCUGAAACUAAUUAAGCUGCUAAACAUUUCUCAAGAUGCAGGGUGGUUUCUUUUGUAUUGUUUUCACUGAGCUGUAUCUGCUCACCCUUCAACACAGCGGUGGGAGAGGCAACUACAAGAUAUCAAACGAGUGGGCAGUUAUUCCAUUAAAAGCACUUGCGGCUUGUGGACCAUCAUUUCUUGGUGUCUGACUGCGACUCAUCACUCGUUCCCUAACAGAAUGCACAAACACUUCCCCGCACAAUAUCACACAGUAUCAUUUCAUCUCUAGCAUUUACCCUUGGAUGUGAUGUGUCCAGAGAAAAGACAUGAAUUCCCCUAUCAGAAUGCGUAAAGGUUAAGAUUUCUGCAGAACGCUGCUUUCCCUCCCUGYGAAGCACGCAAGCACCAACUGGACCUUAGCAUCAGAUUCAAGGAGCAGGACAGAGCGAGAUUUUAAGCACUGAGCUAAGAAUUUUU
Malurus melanocephalus (red-backed fairy wren) is the source of this 4786-nucleotide messenger RNA. RefSeq names its product 5-hydroxytryptamine receptor 1F (gene HTR1F). The transcript is spliced from 4 exons. Bases 428 to 1531 code for a protein of 367 amino acids. NCBI's taxonomy places the organism in Eukaryota, Metazoa, Chordata, Aves, Passeriformes, Maluridae. The record is from RefSeq and is a predicted model, not a curated record. Gene Ontology annotation, molecular function: G protein-coupled serotonin receptor activity. Gene Ontology annotation, biological process: adenylate cyclase-activating adrenergic receptor signaling pathway. Gene Ontology annotation, cellular component: plasma membrane.